CAACAAAUGUAGAAAGUGCUUUUUUGAAAAUAUUUGUUUGGAACAAGCAGCGUUGUGAAAUUUUAAGAUCCUAAAAAUGCCAUUUCAGUUAGGAAGUGAUGCUAUUAGAAGAACUAUUCCCUAUUUAAAGCGAGGGAAAUUAUUACUUAGAAAGAAUGUAAAAAUUAUGACUAUUUUCUACAAUGAUGAAGGAGCUCAUCAUCAAGGAGCUAAGGAUUUUGUAUAUUGGAACUUCCCUCAGGUGCAAUACAAAAACCCAGAUGUUCAAGUCCUUUUUUAUAAAAAUAAGUUUCCAACUCCAUUCAUUCGAUGCUGGCUUGAUACAGGAGAAGAUGUGUUGAUAGAUGUGUUUAAUAAAUCUAAUGUUGAAAUUAUGAAUCACCUUGUUAAAAUUUUAGGUCUGCCUGAUGUACAAGAAGCUACAGAAAAGAAAGAGGAACUUGAAAAUUUAUGUAAAUUUGGAAGUGGUUACCCAAGGCAUUGUAUGUGUGAAAUACCUGGUCAAGUCCCAUGUCCUCAAGUUGUACCUUUACCUAAAGAAAUGACUGGAAAAUAUAAAUCAGAAAACAAAUUGCAUCCUCCUAGAGGUCAAGUGAGAUAUUAAAUGAACAUAAUUUAUAUACCUAAGUUUAUUGCUGUUUCAAUAGGGGAUGAAUACAGUGUAUUUUUUAGUGAUAAGUGAAUAAUUAAAAGUUUUAG
Messenger RNA from Argiope bruennichi, 699 nucleotides. It is a transcript of the gene mRpS25, whose product is annotated as probable 28S ribosomal protein S25, mitochondrial. Bases 77 to 604 code for a protein of 175 amino acids. The record is from RefSeq and is a predicted model, not a curated record. Gene Ontology annotation, molecular function: structural constituent of ribosome. NCBI's taxonomy places the organism in Eukaryota, Metazoa, Arthropoda, Arachnida, Araneae, Araneidae. The transcript is spliced from 4 exons. Gene Ontology annotation, cellular component: mitochondrion.